AUGGAGUGGGAACUAGAUGAUAGCUCACUUGAAGUCUUAAAACAAGCUUUUGAAUGAAGCGACUAUGAUCAAGAUGGCAAAAUCAGGUAAAAUUAAUGCAGCCGAGAAGAUCUAAAGAUGUCCAGCGGCCUAGAGCGAGACGAAGAAGUGGAAGCAUUAUUCUUAGCGUUUAAAGAAUCUGCCGGAAAUUUUUCUAAUAAAGACACCGUUUCGUUCGAAGAAUUCUGCAAAGGAAUCAUCGAUUUUCCAUUUCUUCUUGAGCAGUUUAAACAAGAUUUCCAAGCAACAAAUUUAAGCAAAUCUCCAGCACAAGCAGAUAGUGAUGGUGAAAAUGAUAUUGGAAGAUAUGUACGAGAGUUGAGGACUUAUAAAUCCCAAGAAGGAAACGAUACAGAUACCAUGAUAUUUCUGUAUUCUGGGCUGCAAGAGUCCAUUAUGGACUUCAAUAACGCUUUAAAACUGCCUUAUACAUCAAUGAUCCCAAAUGAAGCUCAAACCCCUGAAGAACUUAUGGACACUUUGGCUGGACUUUUAAGCAAACUUCAAAUUAAAGCAAGACAAGAGAAUCAGUCAACGUUAUGAAAUGUGUCAUCUGGCUGCAGCCAUUUAUUAAAUUUAGUUAGAGAUGCUUUACAAUAUCAUGAAGAUUCUUCAAAAAAUGCAAAAAAUAAAUUAAGGGAAUCACAAUUAGCAUUUGACUCAUUAAAGCAGCACUGUGAAAGACUAGAAGAUUCUAAUAAAAUUUUGCUAUCACAGCUUGAUGAGCUUGAAGUUGAGUCAAAAGAGACACGAGCUCUACAUUCACAAACCUUAGCCCAAAAGCAAACCUUGCAAUAUAGACUAAGGCAAGCAGAGCAGACAAAAGAGGAAUCUCUAAACCAGAUGGAAAAGAUUAAAAGAGACAUUUCGGAGAAAGAAAAAGCAAUUUCUCAGCUUGAAAAAGAAUUGAGAAGGCUAAAUAGCAUGAAGAAAAUCCAAGAAAUCAGAGGAACCAUUGGAAAAGCUGCUGAAGAUAUGAAAAAACAGCAGGGAAUGAAAGACUAUCGACAAAGCAUGCCAACCACAAAGGUUGCGCCAAUGCUAUCACCAAGAAAUGUAGCCAAAGAGGAGGUUAAAGGGUUCAACGAUACCAGUGCCUCGAAGCUUAAAAGUAAAGAUGAAAGAAUCAAACGCCUUGAAAAUGAGUUGAGAAAGGCAAAUGCACAAGAAGUCAAGCUGAGGGAAGACCUGGAUUCAGUCAGAUCAGAAAAUAAAAAUUUGAUUUUUCGCCUGAAAGAAGCCCAGCUUUAUGCACAAGGAAAAAGAGAUUCUGUCUUGGAUGAAGAAAACAUUGAGCCUUCGUCGAAUUUAUAUGAAGAAAUGAAAAUGAUUGGAGAAAACUGUUAUACCGAAGGAAACGUCAGAGACUCAAGAGAGCCUCCAUAUAACCCUAUUGGAAUAAGCAAGGCUGAUACGUCGACUCAAACUUCAGAAAACCAGAAAAUUAUAGAGCCGAAGAAGGAAAAAGAUAGAUCAUCAUGCUUUUCGUGUUUUUAA
Molecule: messenger RNA, 1536 nt
Organism: Blepharisma stoltei
Lineage: Eukaryota; Ciliophora; Heterotrichea; Heterotrichida; Blepharismidae
Source: the annotation of a GenBank genome assembly